Helianthus annuus (common sunflower) is the source of this 567-nucleotide messenger RNA. RefSeq lists its product as uncharacterized. The transcript has 2 exons. The coding region runs from base 1 to 567 and encodes 188 amino acids. The record is from RefSeq and is a predicted model, not a curated record. Lineage: Eukaryota; Viridiplantae; Streptophyta; Magnoliopsida; Asterales; Asteraceae.
AUGGUGGAUUAUUUUGUCGAAGACCCGAAAUACAACAAAGAUAUUUUUCAGCAUAUUUUCCGUAUGUCGAAACAUUUGUUUCUAAAAAUUGUGAGCGAUGUGGAAGCGAACGACUCGUGGUUUCAAGAGGCCCUCGAUGCGCGAGGUAGGAAGGGCUUUACGCCGUUGCAAAAGGUUACAUCGGCUAUUAAACAGCUCACAACUGGUAGCACUCUAGACGAGAACAAUGAGUACUUGCAUAUGGCCGAAAGAACUUCCCGCAAGUGCCUAGAAUAUUUUUGCGACACGGUUUGCAAAAUAUACGCUCCGGAGUUCUUACGUAGACCGACAAGCCACGACAUGACACUUUUAUACGAAGCUUAUGAGGAAAAACAUCACCUUCCAGACGACGACAACGCGAUAGCACCGAUACACAUUCGGGAUCCUCCGGUCGAGCCCGCUCUAGACGAUACGGUGUUGGACGAGCUAAUGGAUGAAGACACACAUUGGAGACUAAAACACGAUCUCAUGAAUCAUCUCGCAAGUCAAGAUUUACCCCACCUUUUGGUCGAUUCCGACGAAGACUAG